Syngnathoides biaculeatus (alligator pipefish) is the source of this 892-nucleotide messenger RNA. RefSeq names its product ferritin, middle subunit-like. Bases 171 to 701 code for a protein of 176 amino acids. Gene Ontology annotation, biological process: intracellular iron ion homeostasis; iron ion transport. NCBI's taxonomy places the organism in Eukaryota, Metazoa, Chordata, Actinopteri, Syngnathiformes, Syngnathidae. Gene Ontology annotation, cellular component: cytoplasm. Gene Ontology annotation, molecular function: ferric iron binding; ferrous iron binding. The record is from RefSeq and is a predicted model, not a curated record. The transcript has 4 exons.
GCUCUAUUGUUCCACAGUGAAACGACUCUUGGAGGUUCUUGCUUCAACAGUGCUUGAACGGAACUUCUAUCGUCCUUUUUGACUUUACAGCGCUUUUCCACUUGUUAGACUACCAAAUACCUCUUCUUUUUGUACUUUCUUUUGUAAGAAAAGACAAAAUACCAGCUAAGAUGGAGUCUCAAGUGCGUCAGAACUACCACCGCGAAUGCGAGGCCGCCAUUAACCGAAUGGUGAACAUGGAGCUGCUCGCCUCCUACACCUACACUUCAAUGGCCUUUUACUUCGACCGAGAUGAUGUGGCCCUCCCAGGCUUUUCCCAUUUCUUCAAGGAGAACAGUGAGGAAGAGAGAGAGCAUGCCCACAAACUGCUGUCCUUCCAGAACAAACGAGGUGGCCGCAUCUUCCUCCAGGAUAUCAAGAAACCAGAACGUGAUGAGUGGGGUAGCGGGCUUGAAGCAAUGCAGAGUGCCUUGCAGUUGGAGAAAAAUGUCAACCAGGCUUUGCUGGAUCUGCACAAACUGGCCUCUGAGCACGUGGACCCUCAUCUGUGCGACUUCCUGGAAACCCAUUACCUGAACGAGCAGGUGGAGGCCAUUAAGAAGUUGGGCGACUACAUCAGUAACCUGACCCGCAUGGAUGCGCAAAACAACAAGAUGGCCGAGUACCUGUUUGACAAGCACACUCUGGGCGGCAAGAGCUAAAUGCAAAGGCUCUUGCAUUUUUUUUUUCUUUUUUUUGAAAGCUUGCAGCUGCAAUUUUGUGAAUGGGCCUCGACAUUCACUUUCUCUAGUUAACAGGGUCCACGUUGUUGCAUGGGAAUAUUGGAAAUUUGUUCAAAUACGCAAGUGGUGUUUGACAGUCUGAAUAAAAAAAAAAUAAAGUUUGAGCUGGA